UAGAACUUAUAUUUUGUAAUUAAAAGAAAAUGUGUUUUGUGGUGGACGCUUGUAAAUAUUAUGCGGGACGUUCUCCCAGAAAGUUCGUGGCCAUAGCCCAUCCGUUUGCCAUCGCGAUAGUUAUAGUCUGCACCGUCUUUUUGGUUUUGACGGAAACGCUCUAUGUAGUGCCCACCAUGUUCGGGUCAGAGAGCCUGGCUUGCAAGAUAUACUGGAUGAUAGCCGUCUUCAUAAGUUACAAUAUCUUUGCCAACCUAUUUGCAGUCUAUUGCACAGAUUCUUCAGUGGAUGGUCUAACGCAGGAGCAGAGAUCUCCGAAGCCAGAAGAGGCGAGCUUAUGGCAUUACUGUGACUUAUGCCAGAUGCUGGUGCCGCCUAGAUCCUGGCACUGCAAAUUGUGCCGAUGCUGCAUUCUUCGGAGAGACCACCACUGCAUUUUCACCGCCACCUGCGUCGGACUAAAGAACCAAAGGUACUUCUUCUGGUACACCUUCUACAUGACGUUGGGCACUGCCAUCGCAUUGGGAACCAAUUAUGUAUUUGUUUUCAUGGCAAACAACUCUCUAGUCUUUAUCCAACUUAGGUUUAUUUUGGAAUUAUUUAUGGAAAUUGAUAAGCGACUAGAUUGGGAUGGUUGGAAUAUCUGGAUGGACUUAGUAGUCCUUAUUAAUGUGUUCGCUUUUGUGGCACCAGUUAUUAUGUUCGGCUACCAAGUCCUGUUGAUUGCCGCCAAUUCUACAUAUCACAAAAGUUGCGAUUCCACUUACAAUCUGGGACUUUUAGAAAACUUUAGGAUUACAUUGGGAAAACGAUGGUACUGGACUUUUUUGUCUCCCAUGAUCGAAAGUCCUUUGCCGUUGGAUGGAACCCAUUGGAAUUCAAAGAUCUUAGCUACCAAACUGUUAUAAAAUAAAUUCUGCAUUUUCUAAUAUUAGUUCUAGUUCAAAAUUAAUUGCUAUUUUUUAAAACAAGAAUAUUUGAAAGUGCUUUUACACAAACAGUGCUGCCUAUCAAGUCGUCUCACAACUACAUGCAGUAUUUUCUUGAAGCAUCGCUCUGGUCACACUGCAAAAUGCGAAAAUAAAUAUCCAAAAUAAACGAACCAACAAAAUAAUCCAACCAUGGACGAAGUGGACAAGAUAAUUAUGCACCAGCUCAACCAGGUGGACCCUGGCAUCGAUCCCACGGAGGAGUUAUCGGAGUUUACCCCGGAACAGGUGGUUCGUGCAGUUUCCGGCUGCCUGUCCGAGAUUCGUCCAGAACUGGAGCUGCCCCGUUCCUUGCCCGGAGGAGCCAUGGCCCAGCGGUUUGGAGUAGCCACCUCCCUGGCGGAGAGUUGCAAGGAGUGUGGCUACCGAGGCGACAUUGGCUAUCAGACAUUCCUUUAUCCCAAUGCCGUAGAACUGCGACGGCUGCUGAUGUAUCUGAUCGAGCAACUGCCUCGCGAGCGACUGGAGAAAGAGGAGAGCUCCGGGAAGCUGCAAUCGCUUAGCCACCGAGAGCUGCUGCAGCGUCGCAUCCGCAAGGAGCUGACCACCCAGUUAAAGACGCCCUGGGUGCCACAAUUUGCCAGGUCCGUGGGCAACAGAAAGUCCAUGGGUUGCAGCAGCCUGUGUAUUGACUUCCGACCGCACGUUAAUCUCAGUGUUCCGUCCGCCAAUCCCGAGACGCGGACCAAGGAGGAGCAGCAAUACUUUGACCAGCUGGCACCGAAUCUCUUCCAACAAACUGCCUCAAGUUCGGUGGACCUCAUCGCCUCGGUGCUGCACAAAAACGAAAUGGAUCGGUGGGGUUAUGGGUUGCCGGACUCGGAUCUUUUUUUUGUCGAAAGUGAAGAGCCCACACCUGUAUUCAAUCCCAGUAAAAGCCAACCAGAGAAACCGUCUAGUGAUGUUGAUCCUACCCAGGAACUGAGCAAGCAAGUCCAAGAGCUUCAAUUACAGUGCGAAACCCUAUUGGCGGAGCGUAAGGCUCAUUCAGCUGCCUUGAGUGCCCUAAAGCUUCGGGAAACUGAAGCCUCUGAGGAAAUAAGCCGCAUCCAACCUCUUCUAAAAGCCCACGAGCGGGCCUCUUUGGUUUUGGCAGAUCCCGAGGAGAACAUAACCAAACUGGAGGCCCUACUCAAGUCCACUCAGGCAAAACGACAGACUCUCACCCAGCAGUGGCAGGAGUACAGGAAGCCGCUUCUGGAAAACCUCGAGACCCUGAAGUCCGCCACGGAAGCCCAGCAUGUCCAGGGCAUUCGCAGCAAUAUAGAACAGUUGGAAAAGGAGCUCCAGGAAAAAACUGUGCAGCACAACGAACUCAACGCCGCCCUCAGGAACUCCAGCCAAUCGCUGGCACCUCGCAAAGAAUACACUCGCAGGAUACAUGAAUUCAUUGGUAACAUCCGCAAGCAGAGAGCGGAUAUCUUCAAAGUUCUCGACGAUACGCGACAGCUUCAAAAGCAACUCAAUGUGGUGGGAGCCCAACUGCAGCGCCAGUUCAAUUAUACGGAUGACCUGCUCUUCCAGAGCGCCAAACACGAUCUCCAUGCCAAGAGGGCCUACAAGCUGCUGGCCCAACUCCAUUCCAAUUGCAGUGAGCUGGUGGAAUGCGUUUCGCUCACCGGCAACGUCACCAAGCAGAUUCGGGAGCUGGAAGUCCAAAUUGAUGCAGAGAAGCUGAAGAAUGUGCUGACCAGUCUUCAGCAGAUUACGGGCGACAUCCAGAAGUUCGAGCAGCACAUCCAAGAGCUUCAGGCCCAGAUCCAGGCCGUGGAGCAGGCCAACCGCGGUAGUUAGGUGGAUGGAAGCUCAUAAGUACCAGUGCCAAUUGCAAUAAAGGAAUCCUUGCACGCGUAGCGUUUACUUUAGUAGCCAAA
Molecule: messenger RNA, 2863 nt
Organism: Drosophila bipectinata
Lineage: Eukaryota; Metazoa; Arthropoda; Insecta; Diptera; Drosophilidae
Source: RefSeq, a predicted model, not a curated record